AUGCCACCAGCAACCAAGAAAACAGAUGACAAUACAGAGACUGGACAUUCUGACCAGCACUCUGACCAGCACUCUCACCAGCAUUCUGACCAGCACUCUGACCAGCACCCUAAGCCCAAACCAAAAGUCAACACAAUGACAGCUCCCUUCACAACUAUUAUAAAUCCACUUUACCAAAUUACCAGCACAGGAGUUCCCCAACUUCUGACCUUUUGGAUCAAUGGCGGUUCUGACGUCGUGCUUCAAGCCCGAAAUAACUACAGCACCGCGGACGAACCUACUUUUUCAGACACAGCGACCGAGGGCACCGGUCCCCUCGAGAAUCCAUCAUCUCUCACAUCUUUCGUAUACCAAGCAUUGGUGCGUGCAAAAUUCCUUGUUCGGGUCCGGGGCCAUCCAUUGUGCGUCUAUGGGAUCUCUCCCAAGAAAGAGAUUGUCAGAGUCAGCCCUACCUUCCAGGUAGUAGACUCUGUGAACUGCAAUAUCGAAAAGAAUGCCCCAAGUUUGGCCGGCUGUAGUGACGGCGCCGACGCCGCCUGGCUUUACUAUUUCAAAACAAACACGGUUGGCAGACAAGAGUUGAAAGAAUACGACGUCAGCGGCAAGCAAUUGACCCCGUACGUCGGUACAGUCGAAACCGAUCCGUACUCUAAGCUUGCCGCCGUCUAUAUAGACGCUAAAACUCGCUGUGUGUUCUUUCAAAUCACAGGUGAUAAAGACUCAAACAUCGGGAUGGUUGAUCCCAUUACAGGAAGCAAUGGGAUAAUCACGUCAGCUACGAAUGUCCUUCCAAACUCGCCAAUCGCAGCAUGUCUAGUCGAGGAUGCGAUAUGGGUCUACUAUCUAGAUAAAUCAGAAAACAUCAUGAAAUUGAUCAUUGGUGUGGCGAACGUAGCGGCAGGAGGCACGGCUUUUGCCUCCAUCCCAGCGCCAACAUCGGUGAACUCAGAUACUCCAUUGAAAUACAGUUCACUAUCGGCCAGUCCGUCACCAAUUGACAGGAAUACAUAUGUCACCUACGCCCUUCCCGCCGGGUCGAAUCCAAUUAUGAGAUGCUUUGUAGAUCCAUGGCCAUCGAAAUAA
Molecule: messenger RNA, 1083 nt
Organism: Orbilia oligospora ATCC 24927
Lineage: Eukaryota; Fungi; Ascomycota; Orbiliomycetes; Orbiliales; Orbiliaceae
Exons: 4
Coding region: 1-1083 (360 amino acids)
Source: RefSeq, a predicted model, not a curated record